Molecule: messenger RNA, 2723 nt
Organism: Symphalangus syndactylus (siamang)
Lineage: Eukaryota; Metazoa; Chordata; Mammalia; Primates; Hylobatidae
Gene: KLHL20
Product: kelch like family member 20
Biological process (GO): proteasome-mediated ubiquitin-dependent protein catabolic process; protein K33-linked ubiquitination; Golgi to endosome transport
Cellular component (GO): trans-Golgi network; PML body
Molecular function (GO): type II interferon binding
Source: RefSeq, a predicted model, not a curated record
UUGGCGGAUUAUGUGGGUUCCUGCGGGAACGAUUUAAGAAGAGGACUACUUCCUGCUUCUGGAUAUGGGCCGGUGAAGGGAAAGGAAAUAGCUCCAAGAGUGGCAUCCUGCCUGCGCUAGCGGCGGUGGAGGAGGAGGCAGGGAAGAGUGGAGGGCGGAGUAGACGGAGGCUGCGGCAGAGAAGAAAGUGUGAGAGCCGCUCCCUGGGCUGUCGGAAGCGGAGUUGUUUGUAAAGGCAAAUGCCAACGCCUCCUCCUCCUGUCACUUCGGGACAAGUUAACAGUCUUCAGAUUCGUUGUUAAAGCAGCGUGUACCCUAUGUGAUCUAUCAGGUUCGGCUUUAGAGUGUGGUGAAGGGUACUUUUCAUGGUGCAUGGAAGGAAAGCCAAUGCGCAGGUGUACCAACAUUCGACCAGGAGAGACUGGAAUGGAUGUAACAAGCCGCUGCACCCUUGGAGACCCCAACAAACUGCCAGAAGGGGUUCCCCAACCUGCCCGCAUGCCCUAUAUCUCAGACAAGCACCCUCGACAAACCUUGGAAGUGAUUAACCUUCUGAGAAAGCACCGGGAGCUAUGUGAUGUGGUGCUAGUUGUGGGCGCCAAGAAGAUAUAUGCCCAUCGAGUCAUUUUGUCAGCCUGUAGUCCCUACUUCCGAGCUAUGUUUACAGGAGAAUUGGCAGAGAGCCGUCAGACAGAAGUAGUGAUCCGAGACAUCGACGAGAGGGCUAUGGAAUUACUGAUUGACUUUGCGUAUACCUCCCAGAUAACAGUAGAAGAGGGCAAUGUUCAGACUCUUCUGCCAGCUGCUUGCCUCCUCCAGCUGGCAGAAAUACAGGAAGCCUGCUGUGAAUUCUUAAAGAGACAAUUAGAUCCUUCUAACUGCCUGGGCAUUCGGGCUUUUGCUGACACACAUUCAUGUCGUGAGUUGCUAAGGAUAGCAGACAAGUUCACCCAACAUAACUUUCAAGAGGUAAUGGAGAGUGAAGAGUUCAUGUUGCUUCCAGCCAAUCAACUCAUUGAUAUAAUAUCCAGUGAUGAGCUAAAUGUUCGCAGUGAAGAACAAGUGUUCAAUGCAGUGAUGGCCUGGGUCAAAUACAGUAUUCAGGAAAGACGUCCUCAAUUACCCCAGGUGCUGCAGCAUGUUCGUUUGCCUUUGCUUAGUCCCAAGUUCCUGGUGGGCACAGUAGGCUCUGAUCCCCUCAUCAAAAGUGAUGAAGAAUGCAGAGACUUGGUAGAUGAGGCUAAAAACUACCUCCUAUUGCCGCAAGAACGACCACUAAUGCAAGGACCAAGGACGAGACCACGGAAACCUAUCCGAUGUGGGGAAGUACUCUUUGCAGUUGGUGGUUGGUGCAGUGGAGAUGCCAUUUCCAGUGUUGAACGAUAUGAUCCACAGACCAAUGAAUGGAGAAUGGUGGCUUCAAUGAGCAAAAGGAGAUGCGGAGUUGGGGUCAGUGUUCUUGAUGAUCUGUUAUAUGCAGUAGGAGGCCAUGAUGGAUCCUCUUAUCUCAAUAGUGUUGAAAGGUAUGACCCCAAAACAAACCAGUGGAGCAGUGAUGUGGCCCCUACAAGCACCUGCAGGACAAGCGUUGGUGUAGCAGUACUUGGAGGCUUUCUCUAUGCUGUGGGUGGCCAGGAUGGCGUGUCUUGCCUCAACAUUGUUGAGAGGUAUGAUCCGAAGGAGAACAAGUGGACUCGGGUAGCUUCUAUGAGUACCAGAAGACUAGGUGUGGCUGUGGCUGUGUUAGGAGGGUUCUUAUAUGCUGUAGGUGGCUCUGACGGGACAUCUCCACUCAACACAGUGGAACGUUACAAUCCUCAGGAAAACAGAUGGCACACUAUAGCCCCUAUGGGGACCCGGAGGAAACACCUAGGCUGUGCAGUAUAUCAGGACAUGAUCUAUGCUGUAGGAGGUAGAGAUGACACUACAGAGCUGAGCAGUGCUGAGAGAUACAACACCAGAACCAACCAGUGGUCUCCGGUGGUGGCCAUGACAUCACGCCGUAGUGGAGUUGGCCUGGCAGUGGUCAAUGGACAGCUCAUGGCAGUAGGAGGUUUUGAUGGCACAACAUACUUGAAGACCAUAGAAGUUUUUGAUCCUGAUGCCAAUACAUGGAGGUUAUAUGGCGGGAUGAAUUACCGUCGGCUAGGGGGUGGCGUAGGAGUUAUUAAAAUGACACAUUGUGAAUCCCAUAUUUGGUGAACACAGAGAAGACAGAGUCUUGUAUAUAUUCCUCUGUAUUCUGGGGAGCUUUGACCUUGGAGCUUUGUACAGCUUGAGAAAACAUUAGAACAAAUUUUAUUAUUUGCCGGUGCCUCAACAAAUGGAAAUACAAUCCAAUGAAAGUACUUCACCUGCAAGAUGCACAAUAAUCUUCAAUUCUGUGCAGAAGAAUAUUUAUUUUUGGUUUUAAUUUAUCAUGGUUUUUUGUUGUUUUCGUUUUGAACUUAUCCUUCCUCCCACAAAAGAAGAAAAGAAGAAAAAAAUUCCAAGCAGCAAAACUUACUUUGUAAGGUAUUCAUUUAGGUUUGAAAAUACUAUUUAAUAAGGGCAGAAGGGCUAUAUAUAUGAUUUGGCUAUUAUUUCUAGGCAGUCCAUCCACAUGAUUCCACUAACAAGGAUUACCAGGAAUAAAGGUAGGUAUGCAAAAUGUAUUAGCUAGCCAUUAUUCUCGCACUAACCACCAGAAGACUUGAAAAUCUUAAAAAAACAAAAAAAACAAA